UGUUUUUAUCAGAUAUGCGCUUUCCUUAGCCUUCUGUUCUCACUCUCCCGUCUCACCAGCUCCUCCUCGUCGGCGGCUCCUCCAGGUCGGCGGUCCUCGCCGUCGCCGCCUCUUGCCCGUCUCCUGCUCGUCUCCGCCUCCUGCCCCUCUCUUGCUCGUCUCCGCCUCCUGCCCCUCUCCUGCUUCUGUCCAUUUAGAGGAGUGGGGAGCUUUUUAAGUAAAUGAAAGGCAAGACGAUUGUCCCAUCAUGUGAUUUACUGAAUUGAGAGAUGGCGUUAGGAAACCCGAGCUCCAGCCAGGACCCCGCCACCAGGGAUGUGGCACCACGGCGGUUCCCGCCGGCUGCUCAGCCGGAGAUCAUGAGAGCAGCCGAGAAGGAUGAUCAGUAUGCUUCCUUUGUCUAUGAUGCUUGCCGUGAUGCCAUUCGUCAUCUCUUCGGAACAAGAGUUGCCGUGGCUUAUCAGAACGAGACGCAACUUCUCGGACAAAUGUUAUAUUACGUACUGACAACUGGCUCAGGACAGCAAACACUGGGUGAAGAAUAUUGUGACAUAACUCAGGUUGCUGGGCCAUAUGGACUCCCUCCGACGCCAGCAAGACGUGUGCUUUUCAUUGUAUAUCAAACCGCAUUCCCUUAUAUUGCUGAGAGAAUAAGCUCUCGAGUUGCUUCUCGUGGGAUCUCUCUUUCUGACACUUAUUCAGAUGAGCCAUAUGGAGUCAGUGGUUUAGACAAUAAUGAAGAUCAAUUAAUCAUGACAACAGGAGCUCCCUCAUCCCCCACAAGAAGGGAAAAUUUAUCUGCUCUUUCGAGGUUUAGAAGGAGAUUAAAUGGAUUGUGGUUAAAUGCAGUUCAGCGGUGGCCGGCGAUGCUUCCUAUAGCUCGAGAAGUCUUGCAGCUGGUUCUACGCACUAACCUGAUGUUCUUCUACUUUGAAGGCUUGUAUUAUCAUAUAUCCAAACGCGCUGCAGGCAUUCGAUAUGUUUUCAUCGGAAAGCCCUCAAAUCAAAGGCCGAGAUACCAAAUUUUGGGAAUUUUUCUUUUGAUUCAGCUAUGCAUUCUUGCUGCCGAAGGCCUGAGGAGGAGUAACUUAUUGUCUAUCACCAGUUCUGUCCAUCAGGCAUCUUUAGGAAGCCACCAAACCUCAGCAGGGCGAGGCUUGCCUGUGCUGAAUGAGGAGGGCAACGUGAUAUCAGUGGACAGCGACAAAGGUAGCUGGACAAAUGACCCAUCAACUUCAGAGGGGACUAGUGGGAUAAGUAAGUGUACCCUUUGUCUAAGCAAUCGCCAACACCCUACCGCCACGCCUUGUGGUCACGUAUUUUGCUGGAACUGCAUCAUGGAGUGGUGUAACGAGAAGCCUGAGUGCCCGCUGUGCCGCUCCCCGAUAACACAUUCAAGCCUAGUCUGUUUGUAUCAUUCUGACUUCUAAUCAGUUCUAAAAGGAAGAGACUUUAGAAACAAAGUGUAUAUGGGACUUCGAGGUUGCUGUCCCUAAACGAAUAUAUAAAGAUGCAGAAGAAAUUAGGUGUAGCCUUAGGAUAAUGUUGCCGCACCACUGAAAUAGUCGACAUUAGGGAGGGCCUGAUCCCUCGCUAAUGAAGGUUUAGUGAGGGAUACGUAACCCUCGCUAGCAUUAGCGAGGGAUUAGUGAGGACACUGUCGCUCGCAAAUUAAAAAAUUAAAAAUUAAAAAUUUGUCUUCCUCGCGAGGGAUUAUUGAGGAUCGUAUCCCUCGCUAGGGUCGAAAAA
Punica granatum (pomegranate) is the source of this 1749-nucleotide messenger RNA. Lineage: Eukaryota; Viridiplantae; Streptophyta; Magnoliopsida; Myrtales; Lythraceae. The record is from RefSeq and is a predicted model, not a curated record.